This is a messenger RNA of Lates calcarifer (barramundi perch), 3101 nucleotides long. RefSeq names its product RPA-related protein RADX. Gene Ontology annotation, cellular component: replication fork. Lineage: Eukaryota; Metazoa; Chordata; Actinopteri; Centropomidae. Bases 12 to 2588 code for a protein of 858 amino acids. The transcript has 19 exons. Gene Ontology annotation, molecular function: single-stranded DNA binding. Gene Ontology annotation, biological process: regulation of DNA repair. The record is from RefSeq and is a predicted model, not a curated record.
AAUUAAACGUCAUGACGUACGGCUGCCUGUCCAACAUGGCGGCUCCUGGCUGCGUCUUCCACAGAACCCUGUCCCGGUCCAGACCCGGUCCGAACAAGACGUCCUCGUCCUCUCCUGCGGUCUGCAGGGAGUCCCUGUACGUGGUGGACCUGCUGCGUUACACCAGAGACCAGGGGUCGUCCGUCUACUUCCCCCAGGCUGUCCUCAACGGUGACGACCUGUACGACGUCACGCUGACGGACGGGGACUGCAGGCUCCAGGUGACUCUGGAUCCCGGUCUGAACCGGCUGGUGGAGAGGAACGUCCUGCGGCCCGGAUCGACGCUGCGCAAGGCCACCUUCACCCCCGCCAUGGCAGCUCAGCUCCCAGCAUGCCCCGGGGCCUCCGGAGACACAGACAGCUUCAGACUGGUGAGUGUGGAGGUCAGAGGUGGAGCUCCAGGCGAUGAGGAGGACGACGCAGUCAGGAGGUCUGAUGUGGACUGGGACUCUCUGCCCUGGUUUGGAGCCUCAGAUCCUGCAGGUCCUCUGGUUCCUCUGAGAGCCAGCAGGAGCGUGUUCCUCCCUCUGUGGAACAACGUGGACUACAGCGGCGAGGUGUGGAGGGAAGCCCCGCCCACUGAGGAGGGGGAGGGGGAGGAGGGGGAGGAAGAGGAGGAGGAGGAAGUGCGACGUCCUGCUGUGACCGUGUCCGAGCUGCGUGACUCCUUCCUGUCCGGUCACCGCGGCGUCAUCAGGGGCGCCGUGCAGCACCAGCUGAUCGUACGCAUCAUCAACAAGUCGCACCUGAUGUAUUAUGGGAGAACAGACCGGAACUGUGACUGUCCAUACAAGGUGGUGCUGGAGGUGUGUGACCGGACAGGAAGUGUGUGUGUGGUGUUGUGGAACAGCGUGUGCGUCGGCUGGUACCGCCGUCUGAAGCCCGGUGAUGUCAUCAGCCUGAGACGGUACAGAGUGAAGCAGCAUUACCAGGCUGAGCUGGACGACAUAGAGGUCAGUGUGAACAGCAGAAACCCCGCCGCACAGAUCUCCGUCCUCCCAGAAUCCUCUGUUUCUGCUGAACAUCUUCCACCUGCACCGACGUACACCUUCUACAGCAGUGAGGAGCUGAUGGACCGUCCUCACGGCGCCGUGUGUGAUGUCAUCGGCCUGCUGACGUUCUCAGGACGACCAGAGCGAAUCAGGAGCAAAGAUGGUCGAGGGGCGGAGCUUCUGCAGUACCGCUGGCUGCGAUUGGAGGACGGUACCAGUGAGCAGCCAAUCAUGGUGAAGCUGUUCUGCACGUCUCAGCCUGAAACUCACAGCAAGCUCCACCCACUGUCGGUGGUUGUCUGCACCAGACUGAAGCUGAUCAGAGCUGCAGAUCACAGCUGCUUCUACCUGACAAACACAACCUACACACAGGUGUACUGCACAGGCCUGGGCCACCACUCAGAGAUGAGUUACCGUAAACUGCGCCCGGUGCGACGCUUCCUCCAGUGGCUGAGGAGCCAGGAUGACGGACAGGUGCUGAGCCGGGCUCUGAUUGGAGGGUUCUUCAUGUACCCGCCUCCUCCGGUCUCCCUGGAAACAUACAUGAAGGACCGCAGAGGUGAGCCAGGUUUCCUGCGAGGGGCGGAGCUUCAGAGGGAGGUGGAGCGGCUCUGUUACCGGGAGCGACGCUCCUUCUGUAUCCAGGCGACGGUCACCAUGGUUACAUACAGCCGCAGAGGAGAGGAGGACCAGUGUUUGUUCUGGACGGACCGAGCUGCCUCUCUCUCCCCCUCCUCCCCCUCUUUCUCCCCUGGUGUCUCUAAAUCCUCCUCUCACCCCUCCCCCUCCCCGUCCCUGUCCUCCUCCUCCUCCCCCCCUCGUUCAUUCAGACCUCCUCUCUCCUCCCCGUCCUCGUCCUCGUCUGUGGCCUCUCCGUCCUGGGCCGUGGGUCAGCUGACUCCUCGUCGCCUGGACCUCGGAUCAGGGGGGAGGAGGAGGAGGAGGCGCCUGCUGCAGGCGGAGACUCCGAGGAAGAGACACCCACUGGUCACUGUGCAGCCAGAGCACGGCAACAAGACAGUGAUUCUGUUUGAAGCCUCCAUGGAGUUUCUAGAAAACCCAGACGCCGCCGAUGACGACAGCGACGACCGCGAUGACGACGACGCCUCGUCCUUCGUCACCGCCCCCCUCCUCCCCGCCUUCCCGCCCGUCGCCGUGGAGACGCUGCCGAUGCGUUACGACCACGAGCGCAGAGAGGAGCAGGCGGCCGCCGUGGAGCUGGGAGGGAGGGUGACGGGCGGGAGGUUUGACUUCACCCCGGAGGAUUACUACACCCUGAGACUGAGGGCUCUGUCAGACGGUGUGAUGGUCGACGUCGUCUUCCUCCCCCACUCCUCCCCCCUCUCUCCUCCCCUCCUCCCUCACUCCAACACCUGGACCUCCAUCCUGUCACACGGAGCCUUCUCCUCACACAGACCUCCACCUUCACCAGCUGACCUCAUCAGCAUGGCGGCCCAGCUGACCAAUCAGAGGCUGGUGUGUGUCCUGGAGGCGUGUCACCUGGGCGGAGCCACAACUGAACUGGUCCUGACCCGAGGCUUUCACCUGUCCACCUGACACACACACACACACACACACACACACACAGACACACAGACAGGUGUCUGAUGGGAGCUGUAGUUCAGGUGUAUUUAUUGUUUUUAUUCUUGGUCAUUUCUAAUAUUUAUAAUUGUUUGAUGAUGUUUGAAGGACACAAACAGACGCACUUUAUGACACGUCAGUGUUGGGAGUUGUAGUUUUUAACUCUAUGUUUGGACUACGUUUAAAAGGCCCCAGCACAUGUUUGAUAUAUAACAGCACAGAGAGAGGAUGGGCAGAGCAGCAGACGUACUGUCAGUGUGUGCAGAGCUGCAGUUCCUGCUGUAACAUACAACAUGCACAGUGUGAAGUGUGGCCUGUGAUGUGAAGCUGGAUUCACACAGGUGUGGCUCAGGUUCUGGGUUCAGGUUCAGACAGUGAGGCAGCAGACAGCCUCAGACCUGCAGCCUGUUAAACGUUCAGUUCUUCUGUUUGCUCUGAUGGAGUUUUCACUCUUACAUUUACAGCCUAAUAAAUUCUGCCUUACUGUCA